AGUAGCAAACAAACUCAAAAACGGGUUAGGCAAAAAUAUUUUCUAAUUUCUACUUCUCUGUGAACAAAACAUCGAAUUAGGGUUUCGAAAAUUGUCCAACGGUGAUCGGAAAAUUCCCAAAUCAACCUCCGUCAUCUGCCAUAUUACUGAUUCCUCAGCUCAUCACCGCCGUCCACUACUCCGAUUUAGUGGUGUCCGGGCCAGCUUGAGUGCACCUUAACUAUUCCACCAGGUUUGGAUGCAUUGGCUGCUUUCCUCAGUUCCUUCACAUGUCAACUCCCAAUAAGCUAAGUUGGGACUUUAGCUGUUUAAAAGUGGAGAUUCCAUAAAUUGCUAUUUCAUGGAGGAUGAAAUUUUUUUUGUUGGCCAAGAGUUUCCUGACGUCAAGGCCUUGCGCAGUGCAAUUAAAGAGGCUGCUAUUGCACAACAUUUUGAGCUUCGCAUAGUAAAAAGUGACCUGAUUCGCUACAGUGCAAAAUGUGCCUCAGAUGGUUGUCCGUGGCGUAUUCGUGCAGUUAAGCUUCCCAAUGCCCCUACCUUUACUAUAAGAAGCCUUGAGGGAACACAUACCUGCGGAAAAAAUGUACAAAAUGGACAUCAGGCUUCUGUUGAUUGGAUAGUGAACUUCAUAGAGGAGCGUUUGCGUGACAACAUAAAUUACAAGCCAAAAGACAUUUUGCAUGAUAUUUAUAAGCAGUAUGGGAUAACUAUACCAUACAAACAAGCAUGGAGGGCAAAGGAACGAGGGCUGCAAGCUAUAUAUGGCUCUUCUGAAGAGGGAUACUGUCUAUUACCUACAUAUUGUGAACAAAUCAAGACGACAAAUCCUGGAAGUUAUGCUGAGGUUUUUACAGCUGGUUCAGAGAGUCGGUUUCAGAGGUUCUUCAUUUCCUUUCAUGCUUCUCUUCAUGGGUUCGUGAAGGGUUGCUUGCCUGUUAUUUGUCUUGGUGGUGUCCAGCUUAAGAGCAAAUACUUAGGUACUUUAUUAUCCGCCACUUCUUUUGAUGCUGAUGGUGGAGUAUUUCCGCUUGCCUUUGGUGUUGUCGAUGAAGAAAAUGAUGAUAGCUGGAUGUGGUACUUGUUAGAGUUGCGCAAGGCAUUAGAGAUGAGCACUGAGAAGAUAUCACCUCUUACAUUUCUGUCUGAUGGACAAAAAAGUAUUGCAGAUGCUGUGAAGAGGACGUUUUCCUCUUCUUGUCAUGCAAUUUGUGUGCAGUAUCUGAGUGAAAGCAUCAGUAAAGAGUUCAAGAAUUCAAAGCUUGUUCAACUCCUCUGGAAAGCCGCAUAUUCUACGUCCACCACGGGGUUUAAAGAGAAAAUGGCUGAAAUUGAGGAGGUUUCUUCAGAUGCAGCGAUGUGGCUUCAACAGUAUCCUCCUUCGUGCUGGGCUUUAAUACAUUUAGACGGAACAAGAUAUGGUCAUUUCUCUUCGAACAUUAAUGAGUUCAAUAAAUGGAUUCUUGAAGCGCGGGAGCUUCCUAUUAUUCAGGUGAUUAAACGGAUUCACAGUAAGUUAAUGGAAGAGUUCGAGCAGCGGCGGUCAAGGAGUAGUACAUGGAGUUCAACCCUUGCUCCAUCUGCUGAGAAGCGCAUUAUGGAAGCAAGAACUCUUGCUGCUAAAUAUAAAGUGUUAAGGUCAGAUGAAGUUGAAUUUGAAGUUCUCUCAGCAGAGCGGUCAGACAUUGUGAAUAUAGGAUCCCGAACUUGUUCUUGCCGUGAUUGGCAGUUGUAUGGGAUGCCGUGUUCUCAUGCUGUUGCCGCUCUUGUAUCAUGUAAAAAGGAUGUGUAUGACUUCACAGAGAAAUAUUUCACUGCAGCUAGCUACCGCGAGAGUUAUAGUAAAGAGGUACACCCCAUCUCUGAUAAACUUGAAUGGUCGAGAGCCCGAUUAGUGCGGCCACCCAAGUGUCGUCGACCACCUGGACGACCUGAAAAGAAGCGGUUAUGCGUGGAAGAUCAUAACCGUGAAAAGCAUACUGUCCGUUGUGGUAAGUGCAAUCAAACUGGACAUUACAAGACAACCUGCAAAGCGGAGGCUGUUUAGAGUACACAGCAUUCUAGAUGUGUAGCCCCCCCGGACCAGUUUGGCGCACAGCUUGAAACUCGAUGGAUAAUGGACCUGUCCCUCUAUCUUUCUUCACUUAGGUAUCGCCCGUUCCCGAAGUUUUUCAAUAUUUUAUUUUUGGUUCCUUCUUUCUUUGAGGUAGAAUUAGUAAAUAUUGUAGAAAGGUAUAAGAUAAGAGGUCUCAACUAGCUUUAUGUAUGUCCAGGCAUUCUAGGCCAUUCAGAUACUGUAAAAUAGGGUUGCUUGUUGUGCCCAAACCUCAAUGUAACUUUUAACUGCAAAAGUUAAAUUACCUAAACUGGGUGCGUGUAAGUAUUUACCCUAGUGAUGGUUGUGAGGUAAUGUUCUCUGUGAUUUAUUUGGUUUCUGAUAUCGAAAGAAAAUGCUUUGUUAUCCUUU
Messenger RNA from Nicotiana attenuata, 2464 nucleotides. RefSeq lists its product as uncharacterized. NCBI's taxonomy places the organism in Eukaryota, Viridiplantae, Streptophyta, Magnoliopsida, Solanales, Solanaceae. The coding region runs from base 341 to 2044 and encodes 567 amino acids. Gene Ontology annotation, molecular function: zinc ion binding. The record is from RefSeq and is a predicted model, not a curated record. The transcript is spliced from 3 exons.